UUUCAUCGAUAUCGUCAGUGGUUAUCUGUAACCGAAUCUAACCGUUAGAAUUCGUCGGCGGACGCGUUCGCCAAAUAUUUUCGCUUUUAAAUUUCUCAAAAAAAUACAAUUUAAAAGUCAGCAGCAAAAAUGUCUGAAAUUAGGAAACGGGCUGGCGGGCAACUUGCGAAUUCAGUUGCUGUAAAAGUUACAAAGAAAAGUACAGUCGUUGACCCGCGGAGUAGUGAAAUCCCAAUGGACGCCAAAACUCAACUGGUUUCUAAAAAUUCAUCCCAACUCCACAAUGAUUUUAAGAAGAAAACGAUCCAAAAUGUCUCCCCCUGCGAGACGCCAAAAAUGUUCGCGCCAAAAGUUAUGCCCCUCGAAGAAACCCCGAAAAAACCCACUACCCCCACCCACCCCUUGGACCAACCAAAAAGAAAGAUCAAAAAAUUUCCCAACAAUCCGGAGAAAUUAUGGAAAGACGUCCAAAAGUUGUCUCCCGGUACUGGGAGAUUAUUAGAUGACUUCAUGAAGCAACAUAACAACUCACUCUCAGAUCUGAAAAGGAAAGACUUGAUCUUAAGCAAGAAAAUGCAAACUAUUACCAUGGAAUCUUUGCAGAAAAAUACGGAAAAUAUUAACCUUAAAGAGAAGUUGUCUAACAUGGAGCGGGAGCUGACCCUUUUAAAGAAGGACAUUUUGGAGCAGCAAGAAAAGAAUGCAGAGAGCAUUAAAAAGUACAUGGAAAUCAGCAAAAAGUACACUCAUUGUGAGAAAAACUAUGACAAUGAGCUUGAAAUCAUUAAAGUGUGUGCGGAGAAGAAAAACACAGAGCUUAAAGCUGCCCAAUCUCGAAUUGCUCAACUGGAUCGCGAGCUGAAGAAUAUGGAAGAAACCAAUCGCGAACUAUCUUCCGCACUCGGCAAAUGUAAUACGGAAUUGGAGCAGUCCCUAGUGACCAACAGUCAGAUCUUGGAGCAUUGUACUGGAAUCACGGGGUCAUACGAAUCCCUAAGGCUACAAUUUGAAGAUGUAACUGCACAAAAAGAAUUAUGCGAGGCAAACUUCCUACAGCUGAGCACCGAGCUUAAUGCAAAAGUGCUUACCUGCGCCGAACUUCAAGAUCGCGUUAAACAGCUACCCAUUGAAGCCAAUAAGGUUUUGUCGGAAGUCCAAAAUAAAUUGGAAAGCAAAGAAUUACUCUAUCAGGAGCAGCAACGAUUGACGGAUCAGGCUACAAAAGACCUCGAACUAGCCCGAAACGAGAUAAAUACUUAUAAAACUCACAUAGACCAAAUGGAAGUAACCAAUGCUUCCCUCAAAGACGAACUUACCAAAAUGACGGCUAAAUUAAACGAGCUAGUUGAUAUCAACGAGAGUUAUUAUAAAGAAUUAGCUGAAGCGAAGUUUGCGCACUCUCAAGAAAUGAACAAGCAAGCUGUGUCUCACGAGAACGCUCUCCGAGAUCUAAAAGGUCUAUUGAACAAGGCUUCCCUUGACUAUAAAAAGCUAAAGAACAGCAAUGAUGCACUACGAAAGGAAAACCUACAACAGGUCACUCAACUUCAAGGCCAGCUUAAGGAAUUAGAGUUGCAGUGCAACAAUCAGAAGGAGAUAAUAAAAACUAAAGCCGAUGAACUUCAGAAGAAAACUGAACUUUUUGAAGAAGAAUUGAAAGGACAGAAGGAACAGCUAUAUCAUCAAAUUCAAGACAAGACAACUGAGUUUGAAAGUGAAGCUCAGCGCAGCGCAGUUGAAAUUCAAACACUUAAAGCUGCCCUAGGGCAAAAGGAUGAAAUGCUGACAGCUCAGCAAGAGAAGUUUCAAGUUCUGAUGAAUGACCAUGAUAACCUACAGCAUAUCAUAGUCGAUCUUCAGGCCGAUAAGGAAGAAAUCGACAAUGAAUACUCCACUUCAAAGUUAAGAUUCACCCAAGAGUUAGAGUCACAAAAGGAUAACCUAAUGAAAAAGAUAUCUGAAUUGGAGCUGGAAGUUAACGUUAAAGCAACAAAAUUGAUUGAACUGGAACGCGAAAAGAACAAUGAAAUGGCUGUACUCCAAUUCAAAAUGAAUCGAAUUAACAGUCUAAUCGACCAACCAGUGAGCACAAUAUCUAAAAUACAAGAUUCCCAUGGACCGUCCAAUACUCAAGGCUCAAUAAAUAAGGUUCAACCGAAAAUGUCCGAAGGCGUCGCGGGCCCUUCCAAAAAGCGCACUGUGCGUCGACAUCAAAUUUCUUCAAUACAUGGGUCAGACUUUGAAACCGAAGACGAAAUGCCUAUUGUAAAUCAAAAUGUGAGCUCCAAACGGGCCAAAAUGUCUGCGGUCGUUAAGCCACAAAAUGGGGAUGUGUUCGACAUGUUAAAGAAAACUACUUAAUUAAGCCAACUUAAUUA
This is a messenger RNA of Drosophila eugracilis, 2378 nucleotides long. It is a transcript of the gene c(3)G, whose product is annotated as COP1-interactive protein 1. The coding region runs from base 130 to 2361 and encodes 743 amino acids. The transcript is spliced from 9 exons. NCBI's taxonomy places the organism in Eukaryota, Metazoa, Arthropoda, Insecta, Diptera, Drosophilidae. The record is from RefSeq and is a predicted model, not a curated record.